GGGGGGGGGGGGAAGGUGGAGGGAUGGAAUCGCCGUUGGAGUGGGGUUGGACGGGUUGGUGUGUGACUGCUGUGGAGCCCGAGUGGCUGGCGGAGCUGGGGCCCAUGUUCUUCAGCGUCAAGGAGGUGGGCGGCAGCCUGCUUGAGUCCAAGCGCAAGCAGCGCGCCGACAAGGAAGCCAUGGCUGCGGAGAUGGUGGCGGCCAAGGCCAAGAAGGAGGCGGAGGAGGCGGACCGGCUGCGGCAGACCGAGGCGCUGCGGAGCCGCGAGAGGGACGCCAUCGCCACGCCAGGACUGGGCGGCGCGGGGCGCAAGGGCACCACUCCCGCCACGUCCAGGCGCCGGCCGAUGGGGCUGUAGAGCCUGGUGUGGGCCGUGGGAAGGAGGGCGGGGUUUGGGGGGACAGGCAGGGAGAGGGAGAGGGAGUGGCGGGCUGCGGGUGGCUCUUGGGUAGGCUAGCGCAAUGGCAGCGGGCUGGCAGCUGGAUGCUGGAGAUGCCGUGCGAGGUUGCUGGGCUGCCGCUUAUAACUGAGGGGUGGCAAACGGCAGUCUGAGCAUUGCGUGAUUGACAAAAGAAAGGGUGUAGGUGGUGCCAUCGUACUGUACUGGAGGUACUGCCGUACUGGCGGCGAGAGCCGGAACAGUCAAGGCGUACUGGGGAAGUCAGGCGUACUGCUGCCUGUGAAGACGCUGUACCGCGUAUCACGUGCACCGAUGUUAUGAAGGACCAGGGGUCGUAUCUUGUUUUGGGGGUAAUGUCUAGCUCCAGACAAAAACGGCCGGGUGGCCGCCGUCUUUUGUCUGGGCACAUGGCGGUUUGGGGGCUUCUCCAUGGGAAUUCGGACAAAACCCGCCCCAAACCCGGGCCAACAAAGUCUCGCCCCAGACAAUAGCCCCCGGGAGGAAUGUCUAGGAAACUGCAAAAUGGCCAAUUAGUGUCUGGAGACAUUAAGAUAGGAGCCCUGUGAAGGACGUUGCCAUCGUCAAAGCCUGAGUUGUGUAGCCCCUUAUUUGGUGGCGGGCGGCGUGCGGGGACCUGUAUGUGUACGGUGUGCGAUGGGAGUAUGGGACAAGGUUAAGGCAGGUUGGUGAAUUCCCGGGGACCUGUGACGGUGCGAGUACAAUUGGGUGGAUGCAAUGCGAAGAUGAAAGGCUCUGCAGCAGGUGAGUAGGCCAGUGCAGGGGGAGUGCGUGCGCAUGCAUUCCAGCGCCAUCGGCUGAACGGACCAGCAGCGCUCGUAUCUUACGAAGGCAGGGGCGGCGUCAGUGGCCGAAUUCCUUAAAAUGGCUUCGUUUAGUUGACGAAACAGGCUGCCGCCGCUUCGUUCACCCCCAAAAUUUUUCCGGGGGCUCCGCCCCCGACCCGCACGAUGUAGACACCGACACGACA
This is a messenger RNA of Chlamydomonas reinhardtii, 1389 nucleotides long. RefSeq lists its product as uncharacterized. The coding region runs from base 24 to 359 and encodes 111 amino acids. The record is from RefSeq and is a predicted model, not a curated record. The transcript has 3 exons. NCBI's taxonomy places the organism in Eukaryota, Viridiplantae, Chlorophyta, Chlorophyceae, Chlamydomonadales, Chlamydomonadaceae.